This is a messenger RNA of Clonostachys byssicola, 19680 nucleotides long. NCBI's taxonomy places the organism in Eukaryota, Fungi, Ascomycota, Sordariomycetes, Hypocreales, Bionectriaceae. The record is from the annotation of a GenBank genome assembly.
AUGGCGGACCACACAGCCACGGUUGAUCCAUGUAUUUUCCCGACGUUGGCAGGAUACAGUGCUCCUGGCUAUCAAACGACCCCUUUCGGACAUGGACUGAUUUCAGAGCUGGGAUCAUUCUGUCAGCAAAAGUCUGUGCCGCUUCAUAACGUGGUGGCCACUGCAUGGGCUUUGGUUCUCCGUGAGUAUAGCGCGGCUGAGAGUGUGGCUUUUGCGCUCCAGGACGCAUCAACAACAGAGCCUCUCCUUGUCCAAGUACGGACAGACACAACUACACCACUGGUGCGACUCAUCCGGAAUAUCGCCGGUAGCAAGGGCGACUCAGAUGCCCAAGAAGUAGACGUGCAGCCAUUAUCUAGUCUACUGCAGUCUUCCAUUAACACGGGCAUAUGGUACGACGAAAGUGAUCGUGGCAGCUCAAAGACUACACAACUACAAGCCGGAUCUAAGGACAACUCCAGUUAUGCAAUCCAGCUCUACGUGCCUUGGUUGGAGGUACGAUACGACACUGCUUCCUUGGGAGAGUUGGAUGCAGCCAACGUAACGCAAGCCUUGGAGCAGGCACUCACCAGCAUCAUCGGCAGUCAUGAAACCACAACGAUUGGGCAUGUCACCCUCCUGGGCGAUCAGGGAAUGAAGCAACUGCAGCAAUGGAACGUCCACCAGCCAGAUCUGUGGCCUGUCUCGGUGGAUCAGAUCGUCUACCAGCGAGUGUUGGAGCAGCCUGAUGCGCCUGCCAUCCACGCUCUUGAUGGGAACUACACUUUUGCGCAGCUCAACGACGCAGCAGAACGCUUUGCUCGCCACCUCGUCUCGCUCGGCGUCCAGUCUGAGACUAUUAUUCCGUUCUGCUUCACCAAGUCUUCGUGGACCAUCGUCGCCGUCCUGGCCAUAUUGAAGGCGGGAGGGGCCGCGGCUGCCUUGGAUCCGUCCUACCCGCCUGAGCGACUCCAACAGAUAUUGUCCCAGACGGAGGCGAAGCUUAUCGUGAGCAGCCGUGUAGUCCAAAAGUCACUGGAGGGAACCGUGUCUGAGCCCAUUAUCGCUAUCGAUGACUGGUUCCGACUGGCAGCGAAAGAUGACGAUGGCGGAGCUGGGCAGAAGAGCCGGCCGUCACCAGGCAAGCCAUCCACCGCGGCAUUCGUAGUCUUCACCUCGGGAAGCACUGGAAAGUCAAAGGGGAUCAUCCUCUCCCACCAGAGCAUGUGCACAAGCGCAUUCGCCCACGGAAAGUUCAUGGGCCUGGACAAAAAGUCGCGCGUGCUGCAGUUUGCCGCCUACACUUUCGACGUGAGCAACCAAGACAUCUGGACGACGCUGAUGCACGGCGGAUGCGUGUGCGUCCCGUCGGACGAGGAGCGCCUCAACGACAUUGCCGGCUCCAUCAACCGCAUGGGAGUCAACUGGACAUUCCUUACCCCGACGGUGGCGAGGCUGCUGACGCCGGACCAAGUGCCGACUCUCCAGACUCUUGUCCUCGGCGGUGAGGCUAUCACGCAGAGCAACGUCGACACGUGGGCCUCUUCAGUCCGACUGCUGAACUCGUACGGGCCUGCGGAAUGCUCCAUCUGCUGUGCCGUCAGCGAGCUCAGCACGUUUCCAGGAUCGUCUGUCAACGGUUCCCAGCCAGAGGGCAGGAUAGACCCUGCCAAUAUCGGGUACGCUCUUCCCAGUGCCGUACUCUGGAUUGCCAACCCGCACAACCAUGAUUCUCUCAGUCCCAUCGGAGCAGUGGGCGAACUGCUGGUUGAAGGGCCGAUACUCGCGCGAGGCUACCUCGGCGACCCUGCGCGCACUGGCGCUGCCUUUAUUGAGAAUCCCGCAUGGGCCAAGGCAGACACCUCACCUCCGAGGCGCUUCUACAAGACCGGCGAUCUGGUCCGGUAUGCCAGCGAUGGCACCAUGCGCUUUGUCGGUCGCAAGGACCACCAGGUCAAGAUACGCGGACAAAGAACGGAACUGGGCGACAUCGAACAUCAUCUGACCUCUGCGCCGUCCGUCAAGCAAGGGGCAGUCUUUUUGCCAAAGAAGGGCCACUGGGCGGAGCGACUUGUCGCCGUGGUGUCUCUGGUUCAGCUCGCCCAGGCGGCACCGAAAGACGGCCGCCUUCAGCUAGUCGGACAGGAACACCAAGCAGCCGUUUCAAAUGCAGUGGAAACACUGCAUGCAAUCCUUGGUAAGAGCCUGCCCUCGUACAUGAUACCUGCCGCGUGGUUUGUGGUGGAGUCUCUGCCGCUGACGCCGUCGGCCAAGGUUGAUCGUAACCAGAUCACUAGAUGGAUCGAGGAUAUGGAAGAUGAUAUCAGGCACAUUACUUUUGACUCAAAGUUAGCUACUGAAUCCUACAAGGUGGUUGAGAAUGGGCAGCUGAGUGAACGAGAGGCUGCGCUGCGGCAGAUCUGGGCUCACGUUCUCAACGUGCCCGUCGACCGUGUCAGUCUACACCAAUCAUUCAUCAGCGCUGGGGGUGACUCAAUCUCGGCCAUGCAGGUCAUGGGAGAAUCCCGAGUAAAAGGCAUCAUAAUCACCGUCGAGGACAUCCUCUCGGCAGAUGGAAUCGUCGGCCUAGCCGCCAAGUCCCGCUCAGGUCACAAUUCCCAGCCGGCAGCAUCAGUGGCCAAGGACGUGAAUGUUCAGUUUGGCCUCACGCCCAUGCAAGAGCAGCACUUUCGCCUGGCGCCAGAGGGUGACUCAUCCUUUAAUCAAGGGUUUCUUCUCACUCUGCCUCAAAACGUGAGCGUCGAGGCGUUGACGGAUGCCGUUGAAUCACUGAUUCAUCGGCACGAGAUGCUGCGAGCUCGUUUCAAGCAAGAGCCGGACGGAUCCUGGAAGCAGCUUAUUGUCAGCCAAGACGAAGAUGACUUUGAGUUGCGGUCUCACAGCAUACGAAACUUAGAGCGCCUUGAUGCAGCUGUCCAAAAGGCUCAGGUUGGCCUCGAUAUCGAAGCAGGUCCCGUGUUUAGCGUCGACUUUUUCAAUGUCAAGGGGCAGGGCCAAUUUGUCUACCUUCUAGCACACCAGCUCGCAGUAGACCUGGUGUCGUGGAGAGUGUUAUUCCAAGAGCUGGAGGAACUGCUACGCCUCGGCCACAUCGACCAUCCGCCUUCUUACCCAUUCUCUGAAUGGUGUCGGCUGCAGUACGACAAGGCUCAGACGCUCGAUCCUGCGACCACCCUCCCUUGGGCUCUGGACCCUCCAGACACGUCCUUCUGGGGCCUCUCUGCGCCAUAUCAUACAUACGGCGAUGCCGUCGAGGGAGGCUUUCGGUUGGGUCGACACGUAAGCCAGCUUCUCAUAGGACCAAUUCCCGAGGCUCUGAGUGUCGAGCCGAUUGACAUUUUCAUCGCGGCGUUGGCCAAGUCGUUUGCCGAGGUGUUUCCUGAUCAUGUCAUCCCGACAGUCCUCCAGGAAGGUCACGGACGCCAGCCGUGGAGCGACCAUGUAGACUUAUCCCGCACCGUCGGUUGGUUCACAACCAUGGCACCCAUACCUGUUGGGAGAAUCACACGAGAGCAGGAUAUGGCGACGAUGGCUCAGGCCAUUCACAGUCUUAGAAAGGACUUGCCUGACAAGGGAUGGGCGGAUUACACAGCCAAGAUGCUAUCACCCAAAGCUGUGCGGUCGUCCACCCAUGAGCUGCUAGAGGUCGUGUUCAACUACGAGGGCAUAUAUCAGAUUCUCGAAAGAGACGAUUCCUGGCUGCGGCAUGGCCCGCCUCGAACACAACGUAACCCGGUCCAUGCUCGGGCAUUUGGCCUAGCAGCCAGCAAGACAAAGUUCCGCAGCAGCUUUGUCAACCUCUUGGCCGUGUUUGAGAUCACGGCCGCCGUCGUCUGCUCACAGGUCGAGUUCUCUAUUCUCUACCCUCCCGAUAUUCAACACCGUGAUCGCGUUAGUUUCUGGCUGCGGCGGUUUGAAGAGACGCUCGUUGCUAUUACCGGCGACGUUGUUUCUACCAACGGUCAGCCGAUCUCUGCCAAUGUGCCAUUCUCUGCCUUCAACUACCCUCUGUCACAUCACGCUGCGGAACAGACAGACAGGCUGCAAGACUCACUGGCCGAAUUCGGCGUGGGCCAAGUUUCGGUUAUUGAGGAUGUAUAUCGCUGCUCUCCAAUGCAAGAAGGACUCUUGCUGUCGCAAUCUACAAACCGGGGAGAGAAGUACAUUCUGAGCUACGUGUGGCAAGUCAAACCUUCCGAUCCAUCGGCACUAUUGGACUUGGAGCGCCUUUCCAAGGCAUGGCAGUUGGUUGUCAGUCGCCACCCGUCCUUGAGGACUGAAUUCCUUGCCGCACCCAAUGGACACAUGGAUCAGAUCGUGUUUCGCGAGAGGCACGUCUUGAUUGAAGAGGAGUCCAUCUCGGACAUACACGACGAGGAUCUCUUGUCGGUUGUGUCUUCAUUGAAAAGCGAUGAUCCCUCGCGGCCUCAGUAUCAGUUGAAACUCGUCCGGGCGAGCGACGGAAGGCAGUUCCUCAAGUUUGCCAUCAGCCAUACCAUCUUUGACGGGGAAUCAGCGCCCCUCUUGGCCCGAGAGCUAAGCGCGGCGUAUGACGGAGAGCUCAAACACUCGCCUACUCCUUAUAGCGCCUUGAUUAACUACCUUGCGCAGCGAGACGCAUCCUUAUCCUUGGCUUUCUGGAAAGAUUACCUCUCGCAAGCCGUCCCAUGUCACUUCCCGACCCUUACUGGAGGCAGCAUCUCUGGGGAAGACGGCACCAGCGAGCCCAAUCACGAGAUAUUUGCGAUCAAGCUUGAGCAUUCUCUCGCAUCGCUGCAGCCGGCGUGUUCUCGUGCGGGAAUCACUCUGUCGACACUGUUCUUGACGGUGUGGGCCCUGGUUCUCCGCGUCUAUACCGGCCAGGAGUCUGUGUCCUUUGGCUUCCUGGCUUCUGGGCGUGAUGCCCCCAUCCCCGAGAUUGAGAAUGUCAUCGGUCCAGUGCUGAACAUGCUCAUCUGCCACGCACUGGUCACACAGGCCAAAACACCAACGGGGGUCGCCAUCGGAAUUCAAAAGGCUUUCGUGCAGAGCUUAUCUCAUCAGUUCACGCCCUUGGCCGAGAUUCACCACGACUUGGGUCUGACAAAGAGGCCGUUGUUCAAUACAGUCUUGUCAUAUCAGCGCUCCCAACAACACAAGGAGGCAGACUCGGGCCGCAAAUUCCACCUGGAGCGCAUUGGCGGGCAGAGCAAGACCGAGUACGACAUCACACUCAACGUGAACGUGUCCGAGGCCGAUGUCAGCGUCAUCUUCAAGUACUGGACAUCGGCCCUCAAUCGGCCCUUUGCCAUCCGCGUCGCUGACACAUUUAGAGAUAUCCUGUCAUCUGUUAUCCAGAACUUUGACGCACCCUUGGACCAGUUGGACCUGCUAAGCGCGCCCGACAACAAGGACAUUGCUAAUUGGAAUGAUGGCGGAAGAACGGAAGCCACCAAGUGUGUACACACUUUGGUCAAGUUGCGAGCCGUUGAAGACCCCCAAGCUAUCGCCAUUGAAGCCAAACACUGGUCUUUGUCGUAUGGAGAGCUGGAUGCUGCCGCGCUUUCGCUGUCCUACAAACUACGUGACAAGGGCGUUGGGCCCGAUGUGCGAGUGUUGGUCUUGGCCCAGAGAUCGACCUGGGCCAUCAUCGGACUCUUGGCCAUCCUCAAGGCAGGAGGGGCGAUACACGUGCUCGAUGACUCAAGGUCUGCUUCUCAUUUGGCGGAUGCUGUUACCGCCUCAAAAUCCCACAUCGCCAUUGCCACUGAAGGGCUCCUAGGUUUGGCCAAAUCGCUCGUACCCGACGUCGUCCCCCUAAACGCAGUGUCUGCCUAUGACACCGGCGUGCAUCCGCACGAUGGAUGGGAUAUCGUCACCCUCGGGAACUUAUGCUCCGUCGUUCUCACGUCUGGGGCGGACGGUGAGCCCAAGUCAGUUCUCCUGGACCAUCGCAGUGUUGCCAGCCGUGUCGCUGCCUACAGUACAGAACUGAAGCUGACCAGGUCAUCACGUGUACUACACCACUCCCCUUACCUGAGCCACGAGGGUAUGAUGGAGGUCUGGGCUACUCUGACCAUUGGAGCGCGGUUGUGUGUUGUUCCGCCUUUGGCUGACUUGUCGUUGGUUAGCGAAGCCGCAAGCGAGCUUGGUGUGAACUGGGCCGCCCUCACCCCAACUUUGGCGAGCUCCAUCGACCCUGACCGCGUCCCUUCUCUUAGCACACUGGUUCUUGUCGGGGAGCCCGUUCCAAACCAAGUCUUUGUUGCGUGGAGCAAGAGAAAUCUCAUCCAGUCAUUCUCUACUGCCGAGACUGGGAACGCAUCGUCUACAGGCGACUCGCCAGAUGGCCCUAACCCAAAGACUAUCGGUAUACCUUUUAAGAAUGUUAAACUCUGGGUCACUGACAUCAAAACACCUGAUCUUCUCGCUCCGAUUGGUGUGGUUGGCGAACUGUUGAUCGAAGGUCCUACGUUGGGUCUUGGAUAUGAGCAAGUGUCACACGGUCAUACAUCGACAUCGUUUAUUGACAACCCAGCCUGGAGCAGACGACUCUCUGAUGACUUGGCUGGUGCCGGGCGUCGCUUUUUCAAGACGGGAGACCUAGUCAGGUACAACUUGGACGGUUCAAUCCAGUAUCUUGGCCGCAAGGCUGAUGGGGAAUUUGAUUCCCUUGCGCAACGCCUUUCCUCUCAAGCAAACAUACAACAGGUGGUAGUCAGGGCCAUCUCAACAGGUCUGCUAAGCCAACAGACUGUAGUGGUAUACACCACCAAGCCACCCAACAACGCUGAGCUUUCAGAAAUCUCUCUUUAUCAGUCGCCCGAAGCCAAGGACAUCCGCUCAGAAUUGAUCCGGGUUCUAGAGCAAGCGGAAAGCGAUCACGUCCCUGCCUCAUUAGUACCUAUCAAAGCGUUUCCCCUUGUCAAGAUAGGCAAGAUCAAUGCAAGGCGUGUGCAGAGCUGGCUAGAAACAAUUGGCCAGGACACGUUCCAAGAGAUCCAGCGUCUGAAUCAAGCAGUCGUCGACCCGCCAGCAGCAACGUUCUCAAGCCCUACGGAACAAGUGCUGGCCCAGAUCUGGAGCGAGGUCCUGCACGUUCCAGUAGAGAAGAUUGGGCGCGAGAGGCCGUUUUACAGUCUGGGCGGCGACUCUAUCUCUGCCAUCCAGGCAGCCUCGCGCGGCCGCCGGGACAAGAUCAACUUGACUGCCCAGGACAUUCUUCAGUUCCGCACCAUUGCCCGCAUCGCAGCCGUCGUCGCUCGUCGGGGAGUGUUUGGCGCAGAGGUGGCCGUCAAGCACGAGCACCCGGGCAAUGUUCCGUUUGGUCUGUCCCCCAUCCAAGCGCUGUAUUUUGACGCGGACCCAGAUGGGCACGAGCGGUACUAUCAGAGUCAAUACCUCGAGCUCGGUCAGGCAGUGAGUAGCGAGCAGCUUACUGCUGCCUUGCAUGCGGCUGUUGAGCGGCACCCAAUGCUCCGGGCGCGAUUCAACGAUGACGAUGGCGAAUGGAUGCAGCGCAUAAGCGACGACGUAGCUGGGUCGAUUAACAUCGGCGUUGUUGACAAUGCCCUCGAGGAGGACAUUGCCUCUUCUCUCGAGUCUGCCAUAGGUUCAAUUAACAUAGCCAACGGCCCCCUGGCUGUUGCUCGCUUGUUCAGAUCAGACAGCGAAAACGACAUUCUGUUCCUGGGCGCCCACCAUCUCGUUGUCGACCACGUUUCAUGGCGAGUCAUUCUGAAGGAAAUCGAAGACCACAUCUUGGGCAUCCCCAAUGUCGAUAGCCCACCCUUUCCUUUCCACCAGUGGUCACAGUCACUUGCAAAGUACAGCACAGAGAAUCUCCGCGAGACAGACAAGGUACUGCCAUACAAUCCACCAGAUGCCGAUAUUGAAUUCUGGGGCCUGUCUGGACGGCAAAACUCGCACGGCCAGGUCGAGCGCCUGACUGUUGUCCUUGACGAGACGACGACGUCUCGGCUGCUCAACGAAUCGCAGUCGCAUCUCCGGACCGAGCCAGUCGAUGUGAUGCUAGGGGCUCUUCUCCAUGCCUUUGCCCACGUGUUUCCCGAUCGCGACACACCAGCACUCUUCAACGAAGGCCAUGGCCGGGACGCCCUGACAGACGCACACGACAUUUCCAAGACCGUGGGCUGGUUCAGUAUCUUGGCACCGCUCGUGGCAGUGCCAGGCCAGAGCACUCUAGACACGAUACGCCGCGUCAAGGACGCCCGGCACUACCUCCCACAAGGUGGAUGGCCGUACUUUGCAAGCCGCUAUUUGACUCCAGAGGGGCAGGCUCGCUUUGGCGGCCAUUUCCCCAUGGAGAUUGUCUUCAACUACCUGGGCCGUUAUCAGGGAUUGGAGAAUGACGGCGGCCUGUUUCGCCGCGCCUCGGCGCCCGACACUGGCUGCCUCUACCCUGACUUGCUUCGGUUUUCACUGUUUGAAGUGCUAGUAUCCGUCAAUGCUGGAGAGCUGCGCAUUCAGCUGUCAUACCCAAGAGCAACCAAGCACCAGGAACGCCUAGGAGAAUGGAUACGCCAGUACCGCACCAUACUUGGACAAGUUGUCGCCAGCGGUGGUGCUGUCCUGUCUCGUUCCGACUUUCCCCUGCUCGAGGCAAGCUACACGGAUCUCGACCGGGUUGUGAAAGAGGUCAUUCCCUCCAUCAAAGGACCAGUCACCAUAGCAGAUCUCGAGGGCCUCUACCCGAGCACACCCAUCCAGACUGGACUUUUGAUCUCGCAGGCUCGCAACCCGGCAUUCUACGAGUAUGCUACCAUCGCUGAAGUCCUGCCCCCUGCGUCAGGUGAGCCCAUCGACGCAGAGAAGCUGGAACGCGCCUGGCAGCAAGUUGUCGAGCGACAAGCGAUUCUCCGGACCGUCUUUGUGGACAGCAUCUUCCCAUCAAGCAUAUACGACCAAGCCGUCUUACGCAAACUUCCCGGAGAAGUGGUGCGACUUGAAUCAGGAGAUGGUGAUCCUUCAGCUGUUCUCGGCCAGCUUAUGGGACUGGAGUUCUCCCCCGGUCAGCCCUUGCACCGCCUGAGCAUAUGCACCACGAGCUCUGGGGCCGUCUUUGUGCGCCUGGAUAUAAACCAUGCCAUAAGCGACGGGGCUUCCAGGGGCAUAUUGCUUCGCGACCUUGCUGCCGCGUACCACGACCAUCAGACCUCCCCCCUUGUGUCGCAAUACCACGACUUCGUCUACUUCCUGCUUCGGCAGCCGAAAGAGUUGCAUCUCAAAUAUUGGACAACCCGCCUCGCUGACAUUGAACCUUGCCUGCUGCCGAAUUCUCUCCUGUCUUCCGCGCCCACGAACAGCAUUCAUUUCACCCAGGUGGUUCUACCAAAAUCAAUCGCUCAAGUCCGGACGUUCUGCAUCCAGAGCGGAGUGACCCUCUCAACUCUGCUUCAAACGGCAUGGACCCUGGUCCUUGGCGUCUAUUGCAACGCGGAAAAGGUCAGCUUUGGUUAUAUAGUGUCCGGGAGAGAUGCCCAGAUCGACGGAAUCGAGGAUGUCGUUGGCCCGUUCCUCAAUCUCUUGAUCUGCCACGUCUCUGUUCCCUCCUCUUCCUCUCCGCUCGACAUUUUACAAGAUCUACAAGACUAUUUUGUGCAAAAUCUGCCACAUCAGUUUAGUUCGCUGGCGGACAUUCUUCAUGAGCUGGGGUUAGGCGAUCAGGCCCGCUUCAAUACAGUCUUCUCCUUUCAGCGGCGCGCAAUUAAUACCAGCUCAGGCUCUGAAGGGUUGAUACACUUCCGCUGUGAACGAGCCAGGGAUCCCACCGAGUUUGAUCUCGCUGUGGAUGUCGAGGACCUCGGAGACCAUGUGUCCAUUGUCCUGGAGCAUUGGCAGGACAGAAUCUCUCCAGGCCUGGCCGCCAGCAUUGCAGACACCUUUUCGCAGGCCAUUCUCUCAAUCAUCACCCACCCACAAGAGCAACUACGGCGCCUCGACCUGGCCGGGCCGAAAAGUCUGGCUCAGAUUCGCCAGUGGAACUCUUCCCCGCCUCCAGCUCACGAGGUGUGCCUCCACCAUGGGUUCAAAGAGCAGGCCUUGCGCCAGCCAGAAGCGCCCGCCGUGAGCUCGUUCGACGGCGACUUGUCUUACUCCGAGCUGGACGUGGCGGCCACGAACCUGGCUGCGCAGCUCAGGGAUCGAGGCGUGACCCGUGGUGCCAUGGUCCCCUUCAUGUUCACCAAAUCUCUCUGGGCCAUUGUCGGGAUCGUGGCGAUCCACAAGGCUGGGGGGGCCGCGGUGCCUCUUGACCCCAAGGCGCCGCGGCAGAGGCUAGAGACGAUCGCCUCGGAUACAGAAGCCACCAUCUGCCUCUGCUUGCCCCAGCUUCGGUCAAACGUGUCCGCCGUCUUCUCUACUAUAGUCGAGGUUGUGCCUUCUGCAAUAUCAAGUACAAAUGGAUCGACCCCCAGAUCUGUGGAAGAUGUAUCCCAACCGUCUGACCCGGCAUUCGUCAUCUUCACAUCCGGCAGUACGGGCGUGCCCAAGGGCUCUAUCCUUGAGCAUGGAUCGCUGAGCACUACCGCCGCCCAUUCCAUGAGUCCCAUCAAUAUGAACUCGGAUUCGCGUGUCUUGCACUUUGCGUCAUAUACCUUUGAUGUGAGCAUAGAGGAGGUCUGCUUUACUCUGGUGCACGGCGGUUGUAUCUGCGUCGUGUCCGAGGACGACCGCUUCGACGACCUUGCCGGGGCAAUGAACCGGCUGCAAGUCACCUGGGCCGAUCUCACGCCGACCGUGGCCGCAACGAUCGACCCCGAGGUCGUCCCGUCUCUAAAGACACUGGUGACGGGAGGAGAGUGGCUCACGCAGACGGUCAUCACGAAGUGGGCCGACGAGGUCGAGCUCUUCAACUCAUACGGCCCGUCAGAGUGCUCCGUAUUCUGCUCGGCAACCGCGAAGCCUCUCACCCCGUCGUCUCACAAGGAGCAUAUCGGCGUGCAGUUGGGCAGUCGUGCCUGGCUAGUUACCCCGGGCGACCACACUCGCCUGGUCCCGGUUGGUGCAGUUGGCGAGCUCGUCAUUGAGGGACGUAUCGUCGCCAGGGGAUACUUGAAGAAUCCUGCUCAAACAGAAGCCAGAUUCUUCAGGUCUGCUCCCUGGCUUCCUGAGCCACUACCGGUCGGAAGCCAGCUAUACCUGACCGGUGAUCUUUUGAGAUACGAGGAAGACGGGUCGUUGAUCUUUGUCGGGCGUGAAGAUGGACAGAUAAAGCUUCACGGCCAACGUCUAGAGAUUGGCGAAAUUGAGCACCAGUUGUCUUUAAACCUGGAUCCGAAAGAGAAGGGCUCUGUUCAAGUACUCCCGGUGCCUGGGUCAACAUCGCACAAGGCCCUAGUUGCCUUCUUUACCGUCUCGAGCCAUGGCUUCGACGAGCAAGACGGCCCUAUACCGAUGACCGAAAGCCUUCGAGACUCCGCGUCCACUCUCAAGCAGGAGCUCGCCCAGGGGCUACCUUCGUACAUGAUUCCUUCCGUAUAUAUUCCUCUCCCGAGGCUACCGUACAGUUCUGCCGGAAAGAUAGAUCGAAAGGUGCUCGCAGCCUUGACCGGGGCCAUUACAGAGUCUCAGUGGCUUCAAUAUUCCUUGGCUAGAUCUCAAAGGUCUCCUCCCACCACGGAAUCGGAGAGAAAACUCCAGAAGCUGUGGGCAGACGUACUUGGGAUCGAUACAUCUCUAAUCGGGAAGGAUGGUCACUUUUUCCAUCUCGGCGGCGACUCGGUCCACACCAUCCACCUAUCCGCAGCCAUCCGCAAAGCUGGUCUUUCUUUGUCUGCGAGUUUGAUCUUCCAGCACCCAACACUCUCAGACAUGGCCAAAGCCUUGGAACUGAGCAAUAAAGACUUGGCGGGGGUCGGGAAGCAAGUUGGGUACUCGCCGUUCAGCCUGUUGGCACCUAUCGCAUCCGUUAACGUGCUGCUCAACGAGGUCCAGUCCUUGGGAGGACUCAAGGAUCGAAUAGAGGAUAUUUACCCCUGCACGCCUCUUCAGCAAGGGUUGUUCGCCCUUACACUGCGAGACCCAGGGUCAUACACUCUAAGACGAACAUAUCGGCUGCCCCAUACGCUAGACUUGGCCAGAUUCCAGAGCGCUUGGCAACAGGUUGUAAAGGAAACGCAAAUUCUACGUUCCCGAAUAUUCUUCACCCCUUCGCUAGCGGCGUACCAGGUUGUUGUGGGAGAAGAUAUUUCGUGGGGGUCAUCUAUAAGCCUGCAGCAGUAUUUCGCAGAGGACGAUGCUCGACCGCUCCGAGAACUCGAGCCAUUGGCGAGGUAUGCCAUUGUCCGCGAAGAAGACGACACCUACUUCGUUUGGUCUCUGCAUCACUCGCUCUAUGACGGAUGGUCCGAUGGACUUCUCUUGGACCGCCUGACCUCAAUCUAUCACGCGCGCCAACCAUCGCCGUCAGUUCCAUUCCACCGCUUCAUCCAGCAUGUUCAUGGAUAUGAUCCAGAGAAGGUCCGUGGCUUCUGGACUCGCUACCUUGAAGGUGCAUCCGCGAUUACGUUUCCUUCACGGCCAUCAGUGAGAGAAGCACCACUUCCUCCUAGUAUAGUCUCUCUCAGCUUGCCACUAGCUGAGCGGGAAAGCCAGAAUGCGACCACUGCUACGCUAUUAAAGGCAGCCUGGGCUCUGGUGAUAUCGCAGUAUACCGACUCUCCCGACGUAGUCUUUGGCCUGACGUUGAGUGGACGCGACAUUGACAUGCCGGGCGUCGAGGCUGUGGUCGGGCCGACGAUUGCGACAAUCCCCUUCCGGGUGGUAUGGAACAGCGAGGCUCCUAUCUCGACUUUUCUGAAGCAGGUGUACGCCGAUGCUGUAGAAUUAAUAGACAAUCAGCACGUCGGGCUUUUGCAGAUUCGCGACCUGAAUGAGAAUGCAAAGGCUGCUUGCAAUUUCCAAAACCUUCUGAUCAUCCAGUCCGGCCAGUCAGUGAGUCGCCUUGAGACAUCCCUCGGCCUCGUGGAAGUCCACGAGGCGCCGCGCGCUUUCACGGGCUACCCAUUGGUCCUUGAAUGCUCCAUGUCGCCGAGCCAAGUGCAUCUCCAGGCUGCCUACGACCACGAAGCGCUGUCGACGGACCAGGCCCGUCGGCUUCUUCAUCAGUUGUGCACCGUCUUCAAGCAGCUCGAGAGCGGACCGGCAGAGCAGACUGUCGGCGACAUUGAACUCUUCAGUGACUACGACGCGACGCUGGUGAGUCGGUGGAACCAGCAGCCUCGUCUUUCCGUUGAUCGCUGCGUGCAUGAUCUCAUUCGACAACACCUGGAGCUGGUCCCCGACAGGCAAGCCGUUGCCGCUUGGGACGCCUCUUUGACGUACCGACAGCUACACGAGCGUACCAGCGUGUUAUCCAGUAUACUCAUCGAGCGUGGGGUCGUCCCCGGGACGCCCGUCGGGUUCUCCCUCCCCCGUUCAUCAUGGUCGGUGGCUGCCCUCCUGGCUAUUAUGCAGGUCGGAGGCGUGUCUGUCUUCCUGGACUCCAAGUACAGCCAGGGGCGGAUCAACCAGAUUAUCCAGAUUACGGAUCUCAAGCACAUAAUCACAACAAAUGGCGAUGCUCACUUGGCGCAUAAUAAUAGACUAGAUAGGAUCAGAGUGCCUGCUGAAGUCGACAUGACUGCGGCUAGGCCUCCAUUGCAGCUCCCUCGAUUCCAGGCGUCCGCGAGAGCGUACAUCAUCUUCACCUCUGGCAGCACGGGUGUGCCAAAGGGCGUCGCAGUCUCGCAUGACGCUCUAUCCACGAGCCUUACAUCCCACGGAAAUGCAAUGGGGAUGGGUCCAAAGAGCCGGAUGCUCCAUUACUCGUCCUACACCUUUGACAUCUCCACCAUGGAGAUAUUCACCACGCUGAGCCUCGGCGGGUGCGUCUGCGUUCCCUCGGAGGAGGAUCGACUGGCCAACCUUGCCACGUCCAUCCAGGCGCUGGGCGCCAACAUGGCCAUCCUCACACCAACCGUGGCGCGUCUGCUGAAGCCUCGAGAUGUGCCUGGCCUGGAAACCCUCUACUUCAUCGGAGAGGCACCCCAGGAAGGGGAUGUCAGUCAGUGGGCCAGGCAUCUCCGCUUGGUCAACACGUACGGCCCAGCCGAGGCAACUCUGAUUGCUUCUGUGCACCAAUACGCCGCAGGCGACGAUGCUCUCAACAUUGGAGGCUCGUUGCCGGGAGGUGCGCUGUGGGUCGUUCGCGCAGACAACCACGACAAGCUGGCUGCGGUCGGCGCAGUGGGCGAGCUGCUGAUUGAAGGCCCAAUCCUUGCCGAGGGCUACAUCAAAGAGCCCCAAAAGACGGCCGAUGUGUUCAUCAGGGACCCUGCCUGGGCACGACGGCUGAACCCGAACGGCCUCGAAAGUCGGCGCCUCUACAAGACGGGAGAUCUUGUUCGCUACAAGGACAAUGGGGAGCUCGUCUACGUGGGCCGCAAAGACACCCAGAUCAAGAUUAACGGCCAGCGUGUAGAGAUUGCAGAGAUUGAGCAUCACGUCCGCAGUGCCCUUGCUGAGCCCCUCGACAUCAUCGUCGACACUCUCAAGAACCCUGGGAAUGGCCGGAACGAGCUCGUGGUAUACUUCCAGCAAAGUGGCUCCGGGUCCAGCAAAGAUGCUGCUCCUUUACUGCUGCCGCCAACCACGCGGACAACCUUGCUAGACCUCCGAGACGAGCUUCUCGUCCGACUAGAAGCGCACAUGGUACCGUUGCUAUACAUUCCACUCUCGUUUCUUCCGACCAACCAGAAUGGAAAGGUAGACCGCAAAGCGCUGCGCCAGGUGGGAACUGAUCUGAGCCCGAGGCAACGCGUCAUUUAUACUGUGCGGCGUCGUGCUGACCCCCGUUCACCAUCAACUGCGACUGAACAUGUUCUACAAAAGCUUUGGAGCCAGAUCUUGGGUGUCGCGCGUGAGCAAAUCGGCGCCGACGACAGCUUCAUCCAGCUCGGCGGUGAUUCCUUGACAGCAAUCCGGCUGGCUGCGGCACUCCGUGAAGAACGGCUCAUCCUGUCCGUCAACGAUGUCUUCCUCCAUCCGAAGUUGUCCAACAUGGCCCAGGUGAUCCAAGCAGACAUCGUUGACAGCAAGGAGGCUGCCCAAGAUGCGUCCAGCUCUAGUGUCGAGCCCUUCUCUUUACUAGCCGCAGGCGCCAAUGUGGACGACUUGCUGGCAGAGCUGGAGCAAACGUGGCGGUUGACAAAAGACAUUGUCGAGGACAUUUACCCGACAACUCCGCUGCAGGAAGGACUGUUGGCCGUAACCAUGAGCCAGGACCAAAACAGCACCUACGUCAACAGAGAGGCGUAUCAGAUUCCCCACGAUGUCGACCUCGAUCGGUUUGCCGGUGCUGUCGAGUCACUCAUCCAGCGACAUCCAAUCUUACGAACGCGCAUUAUUCCCACCACCUCAUGGGGUUCAUGUCAGGUGGUCGUCGAGGAGGCUUCACCAGUGUCACGCAUCCAUGCCCCAGACUUGGAGACCCAUCUGCAGAAUGUAGCGGACGCCAAGGUUGGACAGUUUGGACAGAGACUGGUCAAGGCAACAAUCGUCGACGAUGAUUCAGGCUGGGCAUACUUCUUGUGGACAGCCCACCACUCUACCUACGAUGCCUGGACCAUGUCUCUCUUCUGGGAAGAGUUGAAAGAGCUGUACCAUACAAGACCAUUGGCCUCCCACCCUCCCUUCAGUGCCUUUGUCGCACACCUACAUCGCACAAACACCCCGGCAGUGGAUGCCUUCUGGCGUGAGUAUCUGGCCGGGGCGACACCUACCGUCUUCCCAAAGCCGCCGCCCAGCUUGCCCUCGUCUCAUGCAGCACGCGCCUCAAAGAGCAUCUCCCAUACUGCCAGCUUGAUCCACGAGCUGCCCUCUAGCGCUACGCUCCCAACGAUAAUCAGAGCUGCCUGGGCAUUACUUCUGUCGUCCUAUGCGGAGGACCGUAGCCCGGACGUCGUCUUCAACAUGACCCAGUCCGGUCGAAACGUACCCAUCGCCGGUGUUGCCGACAUGUUCGGCCCUACCAUAACCACCCUGCCAUAUCGCCUUUCCUGGAAGCCGGAUGCCACUGUUGGCGAUUUCUUAUCAACGAUUCAAUCAGAAGCCUUGGACCUCAUCCCCUACGAGCAGGCUGGCCUUCAACGAAUCCGUGGUCUGAGCGCCGACUGCCAGGUAUCAUGCGACGCAUCGAAUCUGCUUGUGAUACACCGCGCCGACCCUGGCUCGUCUGAUCACCUCGGCCUGCAAAAGCUCAGUUUAACAGACGGCACAGAUUCGUUCCUCUCCUAUGCACUCGCCAUGGAAUGUACCAUUGACCGUGGCUCCGUCCGUAUGUACACGUCUUAUGACCCCGACGUCAUACCGCUAUAUCAGACGACGCGCGUUGUCCAGCAGUUUGAUCACAUCAUUCAGCAGCUCUGUGGCGCCUCCUCUGACGAGCUUGUCCACGAGCUGGACAUGUUCAGUCCGGCGGAUAGAGAAGAGCUAGCAAGCCUGUACAAUGGUCCCAUACCCACCGUUGAGAGGUCUGUUCCAGAAGUGUUCGCAGAGCAGGUCGCCCUGUCACCGGACGCAUUAGCCGUCGACUCUCAGGACGGCACGCGGCUGACAUAUGCCCAACUCGACCGCAUCAGCGACGGCAUCUCCCACCGGCUACUAUCUCUGGGUGUGCUCCCAGACGAUAAGGUGGCAUGGUGUUCCGGGAAAUCUCCCUGGACAGUCGCCGGCCUCGUUGCCAUCGCCAAAGCGGGCGGUACCGUAAUCUUCCUUGACCCGUCUCAUCCUCCAUCUCGCCGGCAAGAGCUCGUCCAGGCGAGUCAACCUCGAGUCAUACUCGCUGUCCCGCCAUACGACCAAUUGUUCCGCUCCUCGGAUCAUGAAAUCCACGUCAUCACCGUCGACAACCACUCGAUCAACCAAUUUAAUGACCGAUCGCUUGUUCCCCCGCCAAACUUGAUCCGUCCUGACCUCGGCCUCUACGUCCAGUUCACGUCGGGAAGCACUGGAACUCCAAAGGGGUGCAUAGUAGAGCACCGCAACUUCCUAAGCUCCGCGGCCUUCUACACACAAAUCUCGCGGCUCGACCAAGGCACCCGCGUGUUCCAAGUCUCGUCGUACAGCUUCGACCACGCGCUACUGGAGAUUCUGGCAACGCUGACCGUCGGGGCCUGCGUGUGCGUGCCUUGCGACGAGGCUCGCCUCGGCCACGUCGCCCGGGCCAUCAACGACCUCCAGGUCACCUGGGCCAUCGUGACCCCCUCCCUGGCGAGGACCCUCCCCAUCCGCGAGGUACCCACGCUCCGGGACCUCGUGCUUGCAGGAGAAGCCCCCUCGGCCUCUGAUGUUCAGAUGUGGCGCUCCUCGCCCUCCCCCGUCCGUCUGUAUAAUGGCUACGGCCCUGCCGAGUGCGCCAUAUCGACGACCAUCAGGCUGAUUACCCAUCCAGACUCAGCCAGCGAGCUCGGAACGUCGUUGGCAUCCCGAAACUGGGUCGUCGAUCCUCAAGACCCGCAGAAGUUGGCACCGCUCGGCGCCAUAGGUGAGCUGCUCAUCGAGGGACCCAUCGUCGGUCGGGGAUACCUCAACGAUCCAGUCCGCACCGCGGCGGUCUUCAUCAGUCCCCCGAAAUGGCUCGAAGAGCUGAGUCCAGACGGCCCCAGUCACCGGGUCUACCUCACAGGCGACCUCGUUCGGUACACGAGCGACGGCAGCAUCACCUAUGUGGGCCGCAAGGACACGCAGGUCAAGAUCAGAGGCCAGCGUGUCGAGCUUGGCGAGAUUGAGCACCGCCUCGGAGCACACGACGGGAUCGCGAACUCGGCUGUGGUGUACCCAACCGAUGGUCGAUGCAAGGAUCAGCUCGUCGGGUUCUUUUCUCUGUCUGAGCAGGCGUCGUCGUCUGUAUAUGAGCUAGGCUCCAUUUCACUGCUUUCUGGUGCAGAUCUAGAGACCGCUGUGACUGUGCUGCGCCGUGCAGAGUCUUCACUUGCCAGCCAGCUUCCAUCCUACAUGGUUCCGUCGCUCUGGGUUCCCUUGUCGUCCGUCCCGCUGCGGCCAUCUGGCAAGGUCGAGCGAGAUGCUCUCGUCAAGUGGCUCGCCGCGGUAGAUGAAAAGACCUUGAGCACACUUGCGAAUCUAGGACAGGACCAGAGCAAUACUACCAGACCAUGGACCCCAGCCGAGGAAACGCUCAGGUCCAUAUGGAGCAAAGUCGUUGGCGUGCCGCCCAUCCGCAUAUCCCUCAAUAGCUCUUUUGCUCGACUGGGGGGCAAUUCGCUGUCCGCCAUGCAGGUGGCUGGCCUGGCUCGUAUCGCGCGCCUCUACAUACCAGUACCUGCUGUGCUGCAGGCCAAAUCACUCGAAGAGCUCGCGGCCAGUGCAACGCCCGUUACGGCCAGGUCCGUGGCCACCCUCCGGAGCGUGGUUGGGAAACCGUUUCCACUAUCUCCAAUGCAGCAAUUCUACGCACAUUUCGCGCUCGGUGACGAUGAGGUCUCCCGGAACACGAAUCAGCAAUUUCACUACGCUUUCCCUUUCCAACCUACCUCGCGAACUAGUCUGCCUGAAAUCGAGAGAGGCAUCCGAAGGAUCGUCUCGUUACACCCGUUGCUUCGCGCUCGGUUCCGACUUGAAGGUCAGGGGUCGUCGCGGCGACAUGUGCAAGAGAUUACAGACAACGUCACCGACUCUUACCGUGUGCAGGGCCACCGAUGCUCUCAGGUCGAGGAAGCUAGAUCUGCGCUGAACCAGAGCCGCACCAGCCUUGACAUCUACUCGGGGCCGUUGGUAGCCGCAGACCUCGUCGACACAUCGUCGGAUCAGAUUCUCUUCCUCACCAUCCACCAUUUAGUGACGGACAUGAUCUCAUGGAAUGUUAUUUUGGACGACCUCGAGAACAUUCUGAGCAACAAUGCACUUGCCGACCAGGAGGCGACAGAGUCCUACCCCUUCCAAGCCUGGUGCGAGAUGCAAACCGAAAUGGCCAAGACCUUGGAUCCGUCAAAUGUCCUCCCCUUCAAAGUCCCCGAAGCCGACUUCAGCUAUUGGCAGGCUGAGGAGCAGCCAAACCUCCUUCAGGACUUGGUCGGCGAACAGAUACGACUUGGCGCAACUGCAACUGCGAGGCUUAUGGCUCUCGGCGAUCGCUUUGAUUUGCAGGAUCUCGUCACGGCUGCUCUUCUGUAUUCCUUUCGCUGCGUUUUUACCAAUCGCUCACCACCGACCAUCUAUCGUUACGGCCAUGGCCGAGACGCGCCGCCAGGCUCCGACGUGGAUCUGUCGCGAACAGUGGGUUGGCUCACGUCAAUCAGCCCUCUACACGUAGCUGUCGACAAGGGAGAGGACCUGCCAACGAUUGUGCAACGCGCCGGGGCGACUCGGGCAUCUAUCCCUGGCAAUGGGUUGCCGUACUUUGUCUCCCGUUAUUACACCGCCCAAGGUGCAGCUACCUUCCAACACCACUACCAGAUGGAAGUGCUCCUCAACUAUCUCGGUUCCGGUGUGAAUGGGACGGUCAAAGAUGCCGAAGUCGACUCUGGGCGCACAGGCAAGACGACGCGUCUCGAGCGCUUCCACGCGUUUGCAGAUUCUUCAGAUGGCGGCCUCGGCGCUCGCGGCCAGCCUGACAAGAUCUUGACUUGGAUUGAAGAGUUGUGGACUGUUUUGGAACAAGGCGAUUUUGUGGAUGAUGACUAA